UCUUUCCUUUUACCCUUCUCAGAUCUCUUUUCAUAACAUUUUAAAAAAUUCUGUUUCCGUCAUCACUUGGAAUCGUUCAGAGAUAAUCUUACUUUUUAAGUAUAUACAAUUAAGGAUUUAAUCUUUAGAUUUAUCUAUACAAAAUAUUUAUUAUAAAAAUUAACUUAAUUUUUAAGAAAAUUUAAGAAAGUUUUGAACUUACUACUUAACUUGUGUAGUUAAAAAAUAUCUUUUAAUCAGUACUAAGAAAAACAUUUCACCUAAAUGUUUAUAAUUUGUAAUGUCUUUAGGAGAUUAAAAGAAAUUAAAAUAAUAGGAGAGAAAGCAUUAAUAAAAUACAAGAAUUAUUACCAACUUCAUAGUAAGUUUUAGCUAAAAACAGAAAAGAAUCAGUUCACCAAACAUAUUUUAUUUUUGCAUUUCUGGUGAUUAUUGGAAACUAAAAAUGAUUAUAAAAAAACAGAAAACAAUCAUGGCCAAGGCAGAAAUUCUGUAAUGACAAGAUGACUCAACAGCAAGAUAAAACAUAAUUUACAGAUUUACAGAUAGAAUAAAAAAAAUAAAAAAUAAAAAAUAAAAAACGGUGUGAGUGUGGAAAAUGAGAGAUUGAAAGAGAAAGGGAGGGGGUAGGUGUGGGAUUGACCGAACCUCCUUCACGCAUACACCAUCCCCUCAAGACAUGGCAUGUUCCAUUUUCUCUUAAAAAUAUAAAACCACCAACCAAUAUAUAAUCUCCCCAACCCUUCCCUCUCUGCUCUCAGCUUGUUCGUUCCUUUCUCAAGAGAACACCAAGCUACACACUACACAACCCCAAUAAGCAAUUUCAACAAAAUUCCCCAUUCCAAUAACCAAACCUCAGCUUUAUUUUUUCUUAAUAAUAAUUUCACUUAAGCCCUUUAAUAUGCAGACCCUCACUCCGCCGUGCGCUAACCCUAUCAACUAUCUCAAUCGGCCAUCUCACUCGCUUAUUCGGGUCGCUCCGAUCCGAUUUAGGGUCAAAUGCGGUUACGGCUUCGAAACCGCGGGUUUCUCGCAAGGAUUCGGCGCCACUCGAGCCGAUUGGCAAAGCUCGAACGCCAUCUUAGCCAGUAAAAUUAUGUCGCAGAAGGAGGAUUCUCCCGCCGGUGACAACAACCCCGCCGCCGUGAACGGCAAUAACGCUGCUGUAACGAAUCUAAAUAUCGUACCUGUCAAACACGACGGCGGCAACAGCAAGCCGCUUCCUCCGAAGCCGCUCUCGAUCACCGACCUCUCCCCGGCACCGAUGCACGGCUCGCAGCUGCGCGUGGCGUACCAAGGCGUUCCCGGAGCGUACUCUGAGGCCGCAGCGGGAAAAGCGUAUCCGAACGGGGAAGCCAUACCGUGCGACCAGUUCGAGGUGGCUUUCCAGGCGGUGGAGCUCUGGAUCGCGGAUCGCGCGGUGCUGCCGGUUGAAAACUCCCUCGGCGGCUCUAUACACCGGAACUACGACCUCCUCCUCCGCCACCGCCUCCACAUCGUCGGCGAGGUCCAGCUCCCGGUGCACCACUGCCUCCUGGCACUCCCCGGCGUCCGCAAGGAGUUCCUCACGCGCGUGAUCUCGCAUCCGCAGGCCUUAGCGCAGUGCGAGCACUCACUCACGAAACUCGGCCUCAACGUGGCGCGUGAGGCAGUCGACGACACUGCCGGCGCUGCGGAGUUCGUCGCGGCAAACGGCCUCCGCGACACGGCGGCAAUCGCGAGUGCCCGCGCCGCAGAGCUCUACGGUUUGCAGGUCCUCGCAGACGGAAUCCAGGACGAUCCAAACAACGUGACGCGGUUCGUGAUGCUGGCGCGCGAACCGAUCAUUCCGCGCACGGAUCGGCCGUUCAAGACGAGCAUCGUGUUCGCUCACGAUAAGGGAACCUCUGUGCUUUUUAAAGUGCUUUCCGCGUUCGCGUUUAGAAACAUUAGCUUGACGAAGAUCGAGUCCAGGCCUCACCGUAGCCGUCCGAUUCGCGUUGUCGAUGAUGAGAGCGAAGGAACCGCCAAACACUUCGAGUAUUUGUUUUACAUCGAUUUUGAGGCUUCUAUGGCGGAAGUUAGGGCUCAGAACGCCCUCGCCGAGGUUCAAGAAUUCACCUCUUUCCUCCGAGUCUUGGGCAGUUACCCUAUAGAUAUGACUCCCUGGAACCCUUCUUGUCCCCGAGAAUAUUAACAUUGCAAUUUUCUCCUGCAUUCCACAUGUUAUCAUACAACCACCACUCUCCAUCUUCUAUUUGUGACGGGAACACCAAAUUGUUUCUAUCUCGUAUAUACUGUAUGGAGUAUCCAGUCGACAGUAUAAAUACUGUCACUUAAUUAUUUUUAAUUAGUUUACAAUGUGUGAAAAUUAAGAUCUUUC
Molecule: messenger RNA, 2362 nt
Organism: Vigna angularis (adzuki bean)
Lineage: Eukaryota; Viridiplantae; Streptophyta; Magnoliopsida; Fabales; Fabaceae
Product: arogenate dehydratase/prephenate dehydratase 6, chloroplastic
Exons: 1
Coding region: 902-2176 (424 amino acids)
Biological process (GO): L-phenylalanine biosynthetic process
Cellular component (GO): chloroplast; cytoplasm
Molecular function (GO): prephenate dehydratase activity; arogenate dehydratase activity
Source: RefSeq, a predicted model, not a curated record